AAAACAUUUGUCGCCAUGACAACGUUGAACCAAUUGCAGUUUUCCGUAUCUGGUAACCUUUGCACGGGUGUGACGCAGCUUGCUCCUUUCACGCAUUUGUCAUCAUGGAUACUGGACUUCGUCCUCUUCCUUUGUCAGCCAGUCUCAAGUGUUCGCUCACACGAUGACUUGAAUUUGUGCUGGAUUCUAAAAAAUUACUUUAAGGACCCGUUAAAUUAUAUUGAACACAAAAGGUGUGUGAGGAUGCACAGGAGCGACAGUCCACUGGGGAGUUUUGCAGGAUCCAUCUUGUCCAAUGGCCACUCGGUCACAGAUGAGGCGUCGUCACAGGUGUCGUACGCGUCGCGGCCCAGCGCAAAGUCGAUAUACCUGCAGAGGAAGGAGUACGCCGCCGCCCUGAACAAGACCGUCAAUUAUUUCCAUUACAGAGUGGAGCACCUCCUCACAUGCGACCUGGACGGCAAAGAACUGCGAAGCCUCACGGACUGCGUGGAGAGGCUCAAUCUGUUGGACAAGAUGGGUCGAGUGUGGGGCCAGAACAUGCUGCUGGAGGUCAAAGGGCCCGACCUGCUGCUCACCGACAUGGAGACCAAGGACGUUCUGGAGUCCAUUCAUCUGUGCGACAUUCUGGAGCUGAAGGCGGUGUUGAACACUUUGGCGUCAAACUCGCUCCUGGCUCUGACGGUCAAACCCAGCAGGAAGCAGACCACGAGCGUCUUCCUGUUCCACUGCGAGGACGUCCGGGCGGAUUAUGUCCAAAGGGGUCUCUCACGAGCACGUUUAAGCGCAGCACAGGAGAAAGAAACAACCCCGAGUAAAGUGGAACCAGAGGAGAAACCCCCCGAGUGGGCCACACCCGAUUACGACGACGAGAGUGACCCGGUUGUGGCUUUGAGGGAUGGGGAUGAUGAGGAGGAGGAGGAAGAGGAAGAAGAUGAAGAAGAAGAAGAAGAAGAGAAGGCGCCCAACAAAGCAGAACCUUUGCCUCCUCCGCGACCUUACACAGAGCUGGACAGAAACGUGGACAUCUUAAACCGCAUCGUCAGCGACAUCGAGAUCUUCAUGGGAAAGUUGGCCGCCGCGGUGGCCAAAAAUGCCAAGAAAAAGAAGAAAAAGAAAAAAGGAAAAGUCUUGGCUGGGAUGCCACCCACGUCAGAGUUUGUAGAAUGUCUUCAAAAGAUCAAAUAUGGUUUCAACCUUCUGGUGGCCCUGAAGGGAAAGAUCGAUAACCCCGGCGUGACCGAAUUUGUGCACUCCUUGUUCUCAGCGUUAGGUUUUGUGGCAUCUCAUUGCUCUGAGGACGUGCCCCCGAGCGUGGUGGCGCCCCUGCUGACUCCUCAGUGCAUCUGCCUGAUGAGCGAGGAGGCGUCGCCGGAGGAGGACCUGCUGUGGCAGUCCCUGGGGGACGCCUGGAACAUCCCCAGCACUAAAUGGCCCGAAGACGACGAGGACAUCCCGACGUACACGCUGGAGUUCUUUGACGGCUGGGAGCCUCCCGAGCUGACCGAGGCCCCCGCAGCCGCCGCUGAGACCCCGUUGAGUCCGCGAGACUUUCCACCCCCCUCGCCCAGCGAGACCCCCACCAAUGAGACGCCGGCACCUCCUCCCCCAGUACCCCAGCCCAUAAGGAUACCUGCAAGGUCAAGGUCGCAGGAGAAAAAGCUACGUCGCAUGCGCGUCACGCAAGACUUCAUCUCGAGGAACGACAGAGAGCUGACCAUCAGGAAGGGGGAAGUCGUGGAGCUGCUGGACGUGACCAAGCUUUGGUGGGAAGUGAGGAACAGCAGCGGGGAAGAAGGUUUCGUCCCCAACAACGUCCUGACCGACAGUGAAGAGCAAGCUGACGACGAGCCCACUGGAGGUUCUCCCGUCUUAAGCAAGAAGUCCAAACCGGCAGAGGUGAAAGCCUGGCUGGAACACAUGGGCUUCACAAAGAUCACGGUGCGUUGCCUGGGGGUGCUGAGCGGCUCCAUGCUCCUGAGCAUGACCCGAGAGGAACUGAAAACUUUGUGCCCAGAAGAAGGCGGUAGGGUCUUCUUCCAAUUGCAGGCCGUCCGCUCCGCCGCCCUCGCCGCUGCAAACUGAGCCGGCGAGCGGCCGCGGAGAGAACGUCACCAGAGGCUUAAGCUCGCGGCAGACAAGCCGCUGUCGUUAUUACCUUGGCACUUUUCACAUUAAAUAUGUCACGUAUUGCUGC
Messenger RNA from Syngnathoides biaculeatus (alligator pipefish), 2197 nucleotides. RefSeq names its product EPS8 signaling adaptor L3a (gene eps8l3a). The transcript is spliced from 20 exons. The record is from RefSeq and is a predicted model, not a curated record. Bases 16 to 2085 code for a protein of 689 amino acids. NCBI's taxonomy places the organism in Eukaryota, Metazoa, Chordata, Actinopteri, Syngnathiformes, Syngnathidae. Gene Ontology annotation, biological process: regulation of Rho protein signal transduction; Rho protein signal transduction; positive regulation of ruffle assembly. Gene Ontology annotation, molecular function: actin binding. Gene Ontology annotation, cellular component: vesicle; ruffle membrane; plasma membrane.